AUGUUUAAAUUACUGCCACCACUUUUUCAACGAUUAUAUUCAACAGCUUCAAAUUUAAAGAUUAUGGAAGGAUUCAUCGGUGCAAUUGGUAAUACACCAUUGAUACGAUUAAGAAAAUUGAGCCAAGAAACCGGCUCGGAAAUUUAUGGUAAAGCAGAAUUCAUGAAUCCUGGCGGUUCUGUGAAAGAUAGGGCUGCGUUAUUUGUGGUCAAAGAGGCUGAAGAAAAAGGUCUUAUCAAACCUGGUGGUACUGUUAUAGAAGGCACUGCAGGAAACACUGGUAUUGGUCUUGCUCACGUAUGCAGAGCAAAAGGGUAUAAAUGCGUUAUUUAUAUGCCAAAUACGCAAAGUCAAGAAAAAAUUGAUCUGUUGAGGAUGCUUGGUGCCGAAGUUCAUCCGGUACCAGCUGUUCCUUUUGAUAAUCCCGAUAAUUAUAACCAUCAAGCUCGUCGUCACGCUGAAAAACUUGAGAAUGCAGUAUGGACUAACCAGUUUGAUAAUACUGCAAAUCGACGUGCACAUAUUGAGACCACUGGUCCAGAAAUUUGGGACCAAACUAACGGUCUGAUUGAUGGUUUCACAUGUGCCACUGGCACCGGUGGAACUUUCGCUGGCGUGGCUCGCUUUCUAAAAGAUAAAAAUCCCAACAUCAAAGUAUUCAUUGCUGAUCCACCGGGUUCCGUUUUAUACACAUAUUUUAAGAGCGGUGGUAAAUUGAUGGAACGCACCGGAAGUUCAAUUACUGAAGGUAUUGGACAAGGUCGUGUUACUGAUAACCUUUCUGGUGAUGUGCAUUUGGUAGACGAUGCGUUGUAUAUCCCAGAUGAAAAAUCUAUUGAAAUGGUAUAUAGACUAUUGGAUGAAGAGGGUCUCUAUCUCGGUGCAUCAACAGCAUUAAAUGUUGUUGCAGCUGUAGAGAUGGCAAAGAAAUUGGGUCCAGGUAAAAAAAUUGUCACCAUCCUAUGUGAUGGUGCUUAUAGAUAUCAAUCACGAUUAUUCAGUCGAAAAUGGUUAGAAAGUAAAAAUCUUUUGGAUUCCAUCCCAAAUAAUUUGCAAAAGUAUAUAGUUUUACCAUAA
This is a messenger RNA of Cetraspora pellucida, 1077 nucleotides long. The record is from the annotation of a GenBank genome assembly. NCBI's taxonomy places the organism in Eukaryota, Fungi, Glomeromycota, Glomeromycetes, Diversisporales, Gigasporaceae.